Molecule: messenger RNA, 6662 nt
Organism: Eriocheir sinensis (Chinese mitten crab)
Lineage: Eukaryota; Metazoa; Arthropoda; Malacostraca; Decapoda; Varunidae
Gene: IA-2
Exons: 28
Coding region: 133-4203 (1356 amino acids)
Biological process (GO): protein dephosphorylation
Cellular component (GO): secretory granule
Molecular function (GO): protein tyrosine phosphatase activity
Source: RefSeq, a predicted model, not a curated record
UCCUCUCGGCGGCGUGAAGGCAGGACGCGGCGUGGGCGUUCUCGGGGCUUCCACCUGUGGCCUUACCUGUCUCCCGGCGGCGCUGCAUGAUUAGAAAGUAGGCGCGCAGGAUGAUGUAAGGGUGAGGGGGGCAUGAUGCAUAUAUAUGUGACACCUCUCUGCGCCCUCGCUGUGGUCCUCGUCAACCCCCAGCUCGCCCAGGCCGCUAACAACAUAGGAUGUCUGUUCAGUGACACCCUCUGUGAGAAAGACCGUGAAUGGUGUUUUGACGAUCAAGCAUUCGGUCACUGUCUGUCUGAUUAUGGUCACUACAGCGGCGAUGACCUCUACAGGUAUGAGCUGGGGUCCGAGGAGCUGCGCAUUCUCGAGCAGGAGAUGCAGCGGCUCUUCCUGCUGGGUUACCGCUGGUCCCACACCUACACCCAGUGCGUCCUGCAGACCCUUCUUAAGUCCUUCAGGAGCCAGGUGGAGUUUGACAUCAGCACCUGCAACGGGGACCUCGACCAAGACCUUGAGGGCGCACUGAAGGCCAUUGAAGGAGAAGAGCUGGUUGACCCCCGUGACCUGGCCAUCGUACGGUUCACCCCAUCCGUGACUGACCCCCACUCCGACUAUGCCGAUGAGGUGUACUUCCCGCCCAUCAGGGAGGAUAUGGUCAGCAGCCACUUGGACUCCUCGUCUGAUGACCUCCAGCACCAGGACACAUCGGGCAAGGAGUCAGGGGAGGGGAACGACCAGCAGGGUAUGGGGCAGCACCAGGAUAGCAGCAGCAGCAGCAGCGCCCCCAGCACCCAGAACGGCCACCAGCCCCCCAGUCCCUACCACCCCGGGUCCUCCAAGCUGCCCCAAGUCAUGGACACCCCACAUGAUGACAACAACAUGGCCAACAACUACAUCCAGAGCUACUUGGACGACGAUUCGGACCUGUCGAACGAUAUCUACUCGCAGCACUACCAGCCCUACGCCAAGAGGGGCUACAUGGAUACCUCCCGCUCCUCUGACCUCGACCUUAGCAACUACACGCCUCGCCUCAGCUCCAAGAACAUCUUCCUCACAUAUGGCAGAGACCGUGAGCCCACUAACAACCGCUACCCCGAGGAUGACCACCAGACCUUCGAGGACCAGUACCUGCGCACUGACGAUGGCGACAACCGAGACGAGCUGUUCGGGGAGGAGCCCACUCGCCCCAUGUACACCGAGGGAGGGAUGCAGUUCGUGCCGCAGGUGGAGAGCAACCGCGGGCUAAUGGACGAUGAUGACGACAGCAGCUGGUCCAACAUGCCUGAGAUGUACCCCGGCAGCUCCAUGUCCAUGCCAGGCUACGGCGGGGGCAUGCAGGACUACCGGGGCCGCGGACGAGACUAUAGCGGCAUGCGUAACCUGCCCAGCGACCUGCAGGACUACGGGAACCUGCAGUCCAACCUUCCCGGGUAUGGUAUGCGUGGCCAGCCCGACGACUACCCAAGAUACCAGGACAUGGGAGGGUUGCAGGAUGACAUGGGGUAUGGUGACCUGCCCCGAGGGAACAUGCGCAUGCCCUCCAACAGCCUCUCCGGGGGGUACGGGGGCACGCGUAACCCUUGGAAUAUGCCCGUCACACCCAGAAACAUGAUCGGCGUCCCUGAUGUGUGGGACCAGCAGAGUCUCCGAGCCCCCAUGGUCGCCGACAGCAGCCCCUGGGGGUAUGGCCGCUACACCCCCCGCCAAAGCUACCCCUACCAGGCCCCCAGGAGGGACCCCGGGCUCUCACGGCUCCUGAUGGAAGGGUACCCCAGCCAGAACAUUCCGCAGCAGCCUCCGCCCAGCACCCAGCAGCAGCAGCAGCUUCAGCAGCCCUACCAGUCUGCGUUCGGGUCUCAGCUCAACAGUCUGGAGGGUUACGAUGAGGACCAGCGCGACUACCCCGACUACGGCAUGCUGGGCGACUACAGCGACUACGACCAGUACGACGACGGCCAGUUCGGGCGGCAGCGGCCCUUCAUGCAGAAGUUCGUGAAGAAGGACGAGGAGACCAUCGGGAGUGACUACGGGGACCUGGCUGCCUUGGGCCCUUGGAGCUUCCAGCGGGAGGAGAGGCAGGAUGUGAAGAAGCCAGGGCCCUUCUACAACAGCAAGAACAACUACGCCUUUGGGACCUAUGAAAUGCACCUCCUUCCUGAUCCCUAUAGCCAGGAUAUCAUUCCCCUGAUGUUCCCCCGGGUUCGGCCGUGGCAGCGUGCCCGUCCCCUGGGUCUGUGGUCUACCGGGGGUCCCUUCCAAGGCCUACCUAUCCCUCGCUCCCUCUACCCUCUGCUUGCCCCGUCCGAGUUCGCCCGCCCUCCACAGCCCCAGCCCACGGAGGGAGAGGAAACCAAGGACGAGGUGCCGGAUCUGCUACUGGAAGAGGAGAAGUUAGUGGAGGAAGCCGCUGAGGAUAUUGAGUCGCAGUCCACCGGCCAGCCCCAGAUAACGGAGGAGGAAGUGAAGGAAGCGAAGGAGGGAGAGACGAAGGUUGAGGAGGAGGAGGAGGAAGGAGGAGGAGAGAAGACUGAUGCUGAUGGCGAAGGGAAGGAAGAUACGGAGGAAGGGAAGGAAGAAGGGAAGGAGGGAGAGGAGGGGGGGGAGGAAGGCCCGUCACCCCCCUCUGCCCCCCUUGCCCAACGCGCCCCCCCUCCCCCAGGCUCCUUCGUCACCAUCACCACCAAUGACAACUUGUCCGGGGAAGGCGAGGGACGGCGGCUGGCGGCGGCGGUGCUGGCGGAGGUGGGCUUGAAAGAGAACCAGUACGAUGCUCUCAGCGUUGAGGACGACCGUGUGACCUUCAGAGUCCUCGAAAACGACCUGGGACUGACCGCAGAAGACGUGGCUAAGAAAACAGUGGAGAUGAAGGACGAUCUCAAGCAACUGGGAUUCGAAGUGGAGGACGCCGCGGUGGUGCAGAAGAGCACCGUCUCCGCCGUGGUCUUCAACCCCGCGGAGAGGCACAUGGUCGCUGCAGCUGUCAUCGUAUGUGGAGUAAUGGCGGCCCUGGUGGUAGCGGCUGGCACCCUCUUCUUCGUUCGCCGCCACGCCCGCGCCAAGGCCAAGCUGCCCCCUUACAGCUCCCAGGACACCGAGGCUAAGGACUAUGAGGACUUGUGCCGGGCUAGGAUGGCGGGCAAGGGAGGAACAGGGGACGGAGGAGGUAAGACCGACGCUCCCGGUACCACAGCGCCCUCCAGCGGCCACGCCCCCAGCGGCCAGCGUGUCUCCAGCCUCUCUCGCGACUCCGACAACGGGAACAACUCACCUUCCUCCCGGUCAUCCACAAGCUCCUGGAGUGAGGAGCCAGUGACCUCCAACAUGGAUAUCUCCACUGGCCACAUGGUGCUGUCGUACAUGGAGGAUCACCUGAAGAACAAGGACCGUCUGGAACAAGAGUGGAUCGCCCUCUGCGCCUACGAAGCGGACUCCUGCGCCACCACCCUCGCCCUCAAGCCCGAGAACAACCAGAAGAACCGCUACCCUGACGCCGUGCCCUACGACAACAACCGCGUGGUGCUUAACGCCCACGCCAACGUCAACGGCUCCGACUACAUCAACGCCUCGCCCAUUACGGAUCACGACCCCCGGAACCCCACCUACAUCGCCACCCAGGGCCCGCUGGAAGCCACGGCAGCUGACUUCUGGCAGCUGGUGUGGGAGCAGGGCAGCGUGGUGGUGGUGAUGCUGUCCAGGCUCACCGAGAACGGCCACUCGCUCUGCCACCGCUACUGGCCCGAGGAAGGCAGCGAGCUCUACCACAUCUAUGAGGUCCACUUGGUGUCGGAGCAUAUCUGGUGUGAUGACUACUUGGUGAGGUCUUUCUACCUGAAGAAUGUGCGCACCGGUGAGACUCGGACCGUCACUCAGUUCCACUUCCUCUCCUGGCCCGAUUCCGGCACCCCCGCAUCCACCAAGGCCCUGCUGGAGUUCAGAAGGAAGGUGAACAAGUCUUACCGAGGUCGCUCCUGCCCCAUCAUUGUUCACUGCAGCGACGGCAUAGGACGCACCGGGACCUACUGCCUCAUCGAUAUGGUCCUCAACCGCAUGGCCAAGGGCGCUAAGGAGAUCGACAUCGCGGCCACACUGGAGCACAUCCGAGACCAGCGCCCUCACAUGGUGCGCACAAAGGCUCAGUUCGAGUUCGUGUUGAUGGCCGUGGCGGAGGAAGUCCAUGCUAUCCUCAAGGCCCUCCCCCAGUAAACACCCCACUCGGCCCUCUCCCUCUCCCUCUCCCUCCUCUCCCGAACCAGCCCCAAGCAGCAGCAGCAGCAGCAACCCUACACCUGACGAAGACCAUCUCCCGCCAUUUCUUGCUUGUCUCCCUCUCGCUGCCUCCCUCCCUCCCUCUUCCCCGGCCGUCGGAGGGAGGAAAGGUUGAGGCUUGAGAGGGCCUUUGGAGUCUGAAGAGGGCUAGAGAAGGGCUGCUGCGGCGAAGAGGGUUGGCCUGCACUGUGCCGUACUACUGAGGGGAGGGACCAUCGGCCACUGAGACGCCGCAACAUUAUGGAUAUGGAGUUUUGACUGCCGCCUCAUCCACCAACCCACCCACCCCAACCCCGACUCCAACCCCCACCCACCCACGCUGACCCUGAAUCCAGCUCCGUGUCCCUCCCCUUCCCCGCGUCCCCAUACCAAGACUCCUCACCCAUGUUCCUUCCCCGCCCUUCCUCCACCCCACUCCUCGUCAGCGUUCUCCUGCUCCACCCCACAUCCUCCACCCACUCAUCCCUACCUAAACACUCACACACACACACACACACACACACACACACACACACACACACACACACACACACACACACAUAACACACACACACAUACCUCCAGUGCGGUCCAUACAUACACGCCAGCGCAUUCGCGGCCACUUCCCCUGCCCCUCCACCCCCUCCACCCCCAGCACCACCCUGCCCCCCCCCAGACCGCCGCACCCACGGCCCCUUUGGACACAGCAAGGCACCGACCGACGCCCAUGAAGCAGUAGACGAUAACGAUGGAUAUAUAUUUUCUUUUAAAUGUCUCCAGAUAAGGUAUAUAGGAAUAUAUAUAUAAAUGAAUAUAUAUAAAUAUAUAUAUAUAUAAACAAAAGUAACCAUGUGUAUAAGUGGUAAUGACACUGUGUACUGGAGCAACUGUCCACCAAGUCACACUCGGUUCCACAACCUUCCCGCGCCGCGCCGCCACGUUGUCAAAAUUAAGCCCCGCAGGGCGCGUCGCCCCGGCCUCACGCUGCUGCCGCGGCCGGCGCCGCCAAGCUUGUGUAACCGAGUCAGGUCGUGUUGUCUGAACCUCAACUCUCCGCUUUAUUUUCUCUACAAAAGUUCUCCAAAAGGUAUAUAAAAAGACGAAAACAGAAAACCAAAAAAAUAAAAAAGUUGUAAGAGCAAGCGAGUCAACCCUUCGCUGGGCGGGAGAGGCGCCCCCGAGGGUCCUGGCUGGCCCGCCGCCUCCUCCUCAUCAGGAGCCUUCUUGGAUCCAGCCUCCCAAGAAGGCUUCUACCGGCCACUCAGGUCUCUCGGCUGACGCGUCUCGCGGCCAACGAGCGUAGAUGUUGCUUCCCAUGUGUGUGUGUGUGUGUCCGUAGAGCAGUGGUAGUGCCCUAGGCUGUACGGUGUCUCGGUGUUCUGUAGGCGACUGGCGCCCCUCCGGCCCCCUCCCGGCCCCCCACACCCCCCCGCAGCCAUCACAGGCCUCGGGGACCCUGGCGUCCCCGUUGGCGGAGACACCAUCGCGGGGUCCAGCCGGCGGCGGCGGCGGCGGCGGGUGUGGCGUCGCCGCGCCCUCCGCCGCCCGGUAGUCUUGGUCGUUGUGUGACGCUGUUGCUGCUAGUUGAUGGCACCUCGUGACCUGCAGCUGUGUACCGUCGCCUGUGUUGCUUUGUCACGCGCUUAUGUUACCUUGUUUAUCAUUAUUAACUUCGAUAUUAUUAUUAAUAUUAUCAUCAUUAACAAUUGUUUUUUGGCACUUCUAUGGUAGUCAUGUAUGCGUGUGUUAGUCAUUACAUAACCUCGCCUGAGUUACCUUCUGUGUUGCCGUCGCCUUUGGUUGUGUCUUGUUUGGUCAGUAUUACUACUCAUGCCAACUCUUUGUAUCCCGGUCAUAUAUUGUACUGACUCAUCCGUCUGGACCAUUCCCGAGAAAUAUCCACGUUACAAUAGUUAGUGAGAUGUCUGGACUAGCGCUGUCUUCACUGUGCGGGCCACCACCACCACCACAACAACGCCAGUACCACUACCACUACACCACCACCACCACACUACCUCCACCACCACCACCACCACCACAACACCCCAUACACACCUCUCACCUACACCUUGAUAAUGUCUAAGGCCGCAUCCGCCAGGUGUGUGUGCGUGUGCGCGUGUGCGUGAGUACGUGUGUGUGUGGCCCACAGAAAUAAAGUAAAAAGGAUAUAUAAAUAUAAAUAUAUAUAAAUAUAUAUAUACAUAAUUAUAAUAUUGAGUUUGGCUAUGUUGUAAUCUUCCUCCUUCCUCUCUUCUUUAUCAUUUUCCUACUUAUGAAAUCCCACAGUUUAUUCACUUUCUAUUCCUCUUUCCUCCCUCCUCCUCCUCCUCCUCUUCCUUCUCCUCCUGGUCCUCCCUUCCCCUACCCUCCCCCCCACCCUUCCCAUGCCUUGAGAGCCAAUAAAGUGAUUUGGUGGA